Entamoeba nuttalli P19 is the source of this 1032-nucleotide messenger RNA. Its product is annotated as actin-binding protein, cofilin/tropomyosin family protein. Gene Ontology annotation, cellular component: cytoplasm; actin filament. The transcript has a single exon. The coding region runs from base 1 to 1032 and encodes 343 amino acids. Gene Ontology annotation, molecular function: actin filament binding; actin monomer binding. Lineage: Eukaryota; Evosea; Mastigamoebida; Endamoebidae. The record is from RefSeq and is a predicted model, not a curated record. Gene Ontology annotation, biological process: barbed-end actin filament capping; actin filament depolymerization.
AUGUCACACAGCAGUGGUAUUGAAUUAUCAACUGACUUAAUUAAUAAGUUUAAAGAUAUGAACUCAAGUGGAAAUGGAAGAUUUAUCCAAGCCACUAUUGUAGAUGAAACUAUUAAUAUUAAAGCUAUUGAACAAGGAACAUCAGAUUUUGAUGCGGAUUUAGACCUUGUAUUAAAAUAUCUUGUAGAAGGAGAACCAUCAUAUAUCCUUUUCAGAACUGAAACACGAGACGAUAUUACUAAUGGAUAUAAAUGGCUUCUUUUAGCUUAUAUACCAGAUAGAGCUAAAGUUCGUAUGAAAAUGUUGUAUUCAUCUACUAAAGCACGUUUUAGAACAACACUUGGUGGAAGUACCUUUUUAUAUGAAAUACAUGGAACUGUUUUUUCUGAUUUUGGAAAAAGUGGUUAUGAAGCUUUCUUAAGACAUGAAAUGAGUGCUCCUCCAUUGACUGAAGAGGAAGAAGAAAGAGAAAAAGAAAUAGAACUUGGAAUUAGUGGUCUUGGAGCUGUCCCAACUGGAAUGGCUACUGUUACCGCAUCAAAUGGAGUUGCCUUCCCUGUUGAUGAAAAAGUAAUUAAUGCAGUUAAAGAAUUAUGUGAUGGAGGAAAUAAUUAUGUACAAAUUGGUAUUGAUAUUGAUAAUGAAAGAAUUGUUCUUCAAGCACAAAAGUCUGUUGAAAUUGAUCAUCUUGGAGAAGAAGUUCCACUUACAUUACCAGCUUUCCAUUUUUAUAGAUGGGAUCAUGAAUAUGAAGGACAACAAAUGUCUAAAAUUAUUUAUAUUUUCUCUUGUCCAGAUGGAAGUGGAAAUACAAAAAGUGCACCUGUUAAACAAAGGAUGUUAUAUUCUACUUCUAAAGGUGCAGUUGAAUCAGUGUUAACUGGUAAUGGAAAAGAAGUUGAUUUAAAAUUAGAAAUUAAUGCACCAAAAGAUUUAAGUGUUAAUGAAAUUCAAGAUAAAAUCCAUCCACCACCAGUACAAGAAAAGAAAAUGUUUGCUCGUCCAAAACCAAAAUUCUGCAGAAAGAAAUAA